Messenger RNA from Erigeron canadensis, 514 nucleotides. RefSeq lists its product as uncharacterized. The transcript is spliced from 3 exons. Bases 38 to 412 code for a protein of 124 amino acids. The record is from RefSeq and is a predicted model, not a curated record. NCBI's taxonomy places the organism in Eukaryota, Viridiplantae, Streptophyta, Magnoliopsida, Asterales, Asteraceae.
UGUCUCAACUCAGGAUGACAUCGGCGACACCUAUCUCAUGCCUCCUGUUUUACAACAACUUAUUGGAACGUCUCAUAUAUUUGAAACCAAAAGUCACACGUAUUAUCAAGUUGCCGAUUAUGAGAGUUUCAACUGUUCAAAAGUUGUUGUUACUGAGUUGUCUGACCCAGAGGUCAAGAAGGAGGAUGUGAAAUCAAUUUCAUUUGGUAAUGAGUCACGAGGAUCCUCAUUAGCAAUCUCGAAUGUAAAUGAAAACCCGCUUGAAAUAAGUGACGUUGCCGAGGCUGGAGCUGUGGUUAUGAAUGACGAUAAAGGGGUUGGAGAUAAUGUUGCAAUUGAUGUGGUUCGUGGGAAAAAGAGGCAAUUUCAAGAAACAAAUGUUGUCGAGGAUGGCAAAAAAGCGGUCAAGUGAGAGGAUGUCACCUAAGAUGAAGUAUCGGUGGUUCUUAUUACUAAGUGAGCUGCUAUAUUAUGAACUCAUUUUGUUUUUGCUACUUUAUGAACCUUUUUAAGU